CCGCUCACCCAACGCGCCCGACCUCACCCAAAUCCCCCCACCUCCCUCCCACCCCUGCUCCGCGGCGUUCUAUGGCAUACACCUCCUCCCUCCACCUCCCCAAGCACCUGCUCCUGCCCAACCCCCGCCGGACCAGGCACAGGUCCUCCUCCUCCGUCUCCUUCGUCCCUGCCGCCGUGGCCAGGGCCAACGGUGUGGACGGGCGCGCGCCCGAGAAGAAGCCGCCGCCGCCCAACGGCAAGGCGCGCAUCAACGGCGUGAACGGCAAGAAGGGGGCGAAUGGGCACGUCAACGGCAACAAGAGGGUGAACGGGCACGUCAACGGCAACAAGGGCGUCAACGGGCACGUCAACGGCCAUGCCGACCGGAUCCACCUCUCGGUGAGCACGGGCGGCGGCGGCGUGGGGGCAAAGGACGGCUCCGGGCUCCGCGUGGCGGUCCAGGGCGCGCCCGGCGCGUACAGCAAGUUCGCGGCCAAGACGGCGCUGCCCGGGUGCGACACGGUCCUGUGCCGGACCUUCGCGGACGCGCUGGCGGCCGUGGAGCGGGGCGGCGCCGACCGCGCCAUCCUCCCCGUGGAGUCCACCAUGGAGGGCACCGCGCUGCGGAACUACGACCUGCUGCUGCGGCACGGCCUGGUGGUGGCGCAGGAGAUCAACCUCUUCGUGCACUAUUGCCUCCUCGCCAUGCUGGGGGUGCGCGCCGCCGAGGUGCGCCGCGUCAUCAGCCACCCGAUGGCGCUCGCGCACUGCGGCCGCGCGCUGGCGCGCCUCGGGGUGGACCGCGAGCCCGUCGAGGACACCGCUGGCGCCGUCGAGAUGCUGCGCUCCAACCGGAUGCUCGACACUGCCGCCAUCGCCAGCCCGCGCGCCACCGACCUGUACGGCCUCGACGUGCUCGCGCACGGCCUCCAGGACGAGUCCUGGAACGUCACGCGCUUCCUGCUCCUCUCCAGGCCGCCGUCGCCCGUCGCGCUGCACGUCGACGCCGACGCCAAGACCAGCAUGGUCGUCGCGCACCGGGGCGGCUCCAUGAUGGUCCUGCUCAAGGUGCUCUCCGCCUUCUCCUCCCGCAACAUCGACCUCACCAAGCUGGAGGUCAUCAACAACGACGGCGACGCCGCCGGGGCCGGCGCCCGCCCGCCGGUCAUGAUCCUGGACACGAGCGCCCGGGGCGCGCCCACGCUGCGCGCCUUCCCGCAUGUCCUGUACGUCGACUGCGCGGGCGCUGCGCAAGACCCGCGCGUCCGCGAGGCCAUCCAGGAGAUCGAGAAGUUCGCCGUGUUCGUGCGCGUGCUCGGCUGCUACGCCACCGACUCCACCGUCUACGACCUGCAAUGAGGGAGGGGAGGAGGAGGAUAGGAUCGCC
Messenger RNA from Panicum virgatum (switchgrass), 1368 nucleotides. RefSeq names its product arogenate dehydratase/prephenate dehydratase 6, chloroplastic-like. Gene Ontology annotation, molecular function: arogenate dehydratase activity; prephenate dehydratase activity. Gene Ontology annotation, biological process: L-phenylalanine biosynthetic process. The transcript has a single exon. Lineage: Eukaryota; Viridiplantae; Streptophyta; Magnoliopsida; Poales; Poaceae. Gene Ontology annotation, cellular component: chloroplast; cytoplasm. The record is from RefSeq and is a predicted model, not a curated record. The coding region runs from base 72 to 1340 and encodes 422 amino acids.